GAUUAUGGUUUAAGGUCGCUCUUGAGAAUCAUUCACUCAUUUGUAGACGUCUUCAUUGCCGGUGUAAGGGUUGCAAAAUUUAGGAGUGUUCUCGGUGCUUAUGGCCUUUAAGAAGGGACGGAUCUUUAUCUUGCCAAAAAAUAUGUGUGCUAUGACACGGGACCCAUUUAGUCGACUCUUACGACAUGCAAGUGGUACCAAGGACCUAUUCUAACCCGGAUCCCCCUUGAGUAUGCUACAAAAAACCCCUAUAACUAUUAAUUCCCUGACGGCUGUAUUAAGAUCCAAAGGUCAACUCACAAAAUCUUUCAAAAGCCAUCGGAUGUUGAAGAUGCGCCUGAGACAGACUUUCAUGAUCAAGGAAAUCAUUUAUCAACAAAGAAUGUGUGAUACAGCAAAUGAUUGCUACGACAACGAAUGUUGCGUUUCUGACGUCCAGCCAAUCGGAAAACGACAAAUUAGGCACAACAAUGGACACUGUGUUCCUAUGGGACGUAUUGGGGAUGGAUGUAUGGUUAAGUUCGGCAACACGACAUCCAGACCAAGUCACAUGGUACUUGCCUGUCCCUGUACUCCAGGAUUGUAUUGUCACGGUGAUCACAGAUACGAAGUACCCUUGGGAGAAAUAGGUCACUGUUCCACUCCCUGAGCUGUGUAUCUACUUCCAUUAAAACUGGAACGAGUGAAAGACCCAUUAAACAUACUUAUCGUCUUCGUAAAA
Messenger RNA from Ostrea edulis (European flat oyster), 721 nucleotides. RefSeq lists its product as uncharacterized. The coding region runs from base 233 to 649 and encodes 138 amino acids. The transcript has 5 exons. The record is from RefSeq and is a predicted model, not a curated record. Lineage: Eukaryota; Metazoa; Mollusca; Bivalvia; Ostreida; Ostreidae.